This is a messenger RNA of Enhydra lutris kenyoni (northern sea otter), 771 nucleotides long. RefSeq names its product interleukin 2 (gene IL2). NCBI's taxonomy places the organism in Eukaryota, Metazoa, Chordata, Mammalia, Carnivora, Mustelidae. The transcript has 4 exons. Gene Ontology annotation, molecular function: growth factor activity; interleukin-2 receptor binding. Gene Ontology annotation, cellular component: extracellular region. Gene Ontology annotation, biological process: immune response. The coding region runs from base 31 to 498 and encodes 155 amino acids. The record is from RefSeq and is a predicted model, not a curated record.
CUACUCACAGUAACCUCAACUCCUGCCACAAUGUACAAAAUGCAACUCUUGUCUUGCAUCGUACUGACUCUCGCACUCGUCGCAAACAGUGCACCUACUACUUCAAGCUCUACGAAGGAAGCACAGCAACAGCUGGAGCAAUUGCUGCUGGACUUACAGUUGCUCUUGAAUGGGGUUAAUAAUUAUGAGAGCCUCAAACUCCCCAGGAUGCUCACAUUUAAAUUCUACAUGCCCAAGAAGGCCACAGAAUUGACUCAUCUUCAAUGUCUAGCAGAAGAACUCAAACUUUUGGAGGAAGUGCUAUAUUUAGCUCAAAGCAAAAACUUUCACUUGACAGACAUCAAGGAACUAAUGAGCAAUAUCAAUGUAACACUUCUGAAACUAAAGGGAUCUGAAACAAGUUUCAAAUGUGAAUAUGAUGACGAGACAGUAACCAUUACAGAAUUUCUGAACAAAUGGAUUACUUUUUGUCAAAGCAUCUUCUCAACACUGACUUGAUAAUUAAGCACCUCCUAUUUAAAUGUACCAGGCUUUCUAUUUAUUUAAAUAUUUAAAAUUUAUAUUUAUUUUUUGAUGUAUGGUUUGCUACCUUUUGUAAUUAUUAUUCUUAUACUUCAUAUGGUAAAUAUGGAUCUUUUAAGAUUCUUUUUGUAAGCCCUAGGGGCUCUAAAAACUCACUUAUUUAACCCAAAAUAUUUAUUUUUUAUAUGGAAUUGUUAAAUAUGUCUAUGUAGAUAAGUUAAUAAAAUUAUUUAAUAAAGAUGAAUAAAA